This is a messenger RNA of Oreochromis niloticus (Nile tilapia), 1304 nucleotides long. It is a transcript of the gene tmem230a, whose product is annotated as transmembrane protein 230a. Gene Ontology annotation, cellular component: synaptic vesicle; endomembrane system. The record is from RefSeq and is a predicted model, not a curated record. Gene Ontology annotation, biological process: synaptic vesicle transport. The coding region runs from base 157 to 519 and encodes 120 amino acids. The transcript has 4 exons. Lineage: Eukaryota; Metazoa; Chordata; Actinopteri; Cichliformes; Cichlidae.
GCGCAUGCGCCAUGACGAAACCAAAAAUAAGGAAGUUGAUGUAGUUUUUAUUAGGUGUAAACAAUGCAGAUGUGGCGCCGCUGACAGUAUUCCGAGCUACAUGGACACAUUUGUGCUGUUUGCACACACCUUAGAUAACGCUUCUAUGCCAUAGUGAUGACAACUAGAAGCAACAUGCUCACUGCUGGAAUAUCUAACAAUAAGGUCAAAUACUCACGGCUGGCUGCUGAUGAUGAUGGUUACAUAGACUUACAGUUCAAGAAACCCCCUCCAAAGAUCCCAUACAAGGCGAUUGCACUGGCAAUAUUCCUGUUUCUGAUUGGCUCCUUACUAAUUAUCUUUGGGGCCCUUCUUUUGGCAGAAAUCAUACCGGUUGAGCAUCCCGACCGCACUAUUCCCGUCAUCAUCAUAGGGAUACUCGUUUUUCUUCCGGGAUUUUACCAUUUGAGAAUCGCCUACUAUGCUGCAAAGGGUUACCGGGGUUACUCCUAUGAUGACAUCCCAGACUUUGGCGACUGAACCAAAUACCAUCCAAUCAUCCCCUAUUUUUCCUCACUGUGUAUCUUGGUGCCUGCUGUUUUCUGUCUGAAUGUAUGUAUCAAAAAGUAAAACCAUAUAAUUUUAGGAUAGAUACCUGUAUUUGUCUGGGUGGGCUUACUGAAAGAUUUAUGGUGUGUGUGUGUGUGUGUGUGUUUGUUUGUUUGUUUGUUUGUUUUUUUUCUCCUGACUUUUUUCCUAAAAUGUGGCUUGUGUGUUCACAUAUCUGCCAAAGCUCUACAGAAGUUAGAGACUUUACAUAUAUAUGCAGCUUUAUUAACAUUAAAACACUCAGUGACUGGUGGAUAUCAGUCCAUCUGCUUACCUGAAACAGCACAUCAGUGUGUUCGCUGUUACGCACCUCACUACAUACAGUAAGAAAUGAUCAGUGAAUAGAGAUUUUGACAGAUGCCUUUAAUUUACUACUUCUAGAGUGCACGAGAAUCUGUGUGAUUUUUGUAUAGUACUUUAAUGAUGUACAAAUAGACAUCUUAUAUUUUAAAUUUGUGGCUUCAUGAUGUGUUACAUCGUAAAAGACGAUGGGAACUUGCAUGUCUCCUAAAGAUUGUAUUUGCAUUGCUAUCAAGAUUUAUUACUUUAAUGAUGUAAAAUAUAUUUUUAAACAAAAAAGUAUCACUUCCCUUAUAAAGUAUUGCCUUUUGUGUACAUCUGCUUGGUUUUGAAUAUUUACCAAAAUGUUAUUUUGCAUACACUUGCUGGAGUUAAAAAAAUAUUAAUAACAAUAAAAAUGAGACUACAAAUCAAAA